AUGGAGACAUCGAAAAGUCAUUGGGACAAAACAGGAAUAACAUCAUCAGGAGAAUAUCAACAACAGAAGGACACUUUUGUAACAAUUUUAGAACACGACAAGGAACUCCUGAAUCUACCAUUUAAAAAGAAUAAAACGGAUUUUGAUGACUCUACUGAAAUUGUAUAUAGCAGUGAUGAAACUUUGGAAAUCAAGGAAGAAAUUAUCGAAUAUCAAGAGUCUGCGGGUCAAAAAUAUAACAAGGAAUAUGUUUCCAAACUUUGUAAUGCAGCUAUAACAGAAACUGAUAAUUUUUCUUUGAACAACGAAUUGCAGAGUCAAAAUAAGGAGAAAACUCAUAAAGAAAAACAGGAACUGGGAAAUAAGUUCAAAUGCAAAAAGUGUGCUCGCAGCUACAAGUGGAAAUGGAGUUUGAAUCAACAUCAAAAAUUGGAAUGCGGCGUCAGUCCAUGCUUCAAAUGUGAAUCAUGCGGCAAAAGUUUUAAACGGAAUAGUACCUUGAAGUCCCAUGUACAACGCGUGCAUCACGAGACAAACUCAAAGACAUCGCGAACAAGGCAUAAAUGCAACAUGUGUACUCGAAGUUACGCUUUGAUCUACAAUUUAAAUCAGCAUCAACGUUCACAUAAGUCAGAAGUCAAAAGACAAUUUAUUUGCGACUAUUGUGGCUAUAUAGCAAAAUGGAAAAGUCACUUGUCUUCGCACAUUACUACUUCUCACUUACAGACACCGAAAAUAAGGCUUAAUUGUAACAAAUGUUCACGAAGUUAUGUUUCGAUAAGCGGUUUAAAUCGGCAUACACGUUUAGAACACUCCUCAGUCAUACCAUAUUUCAUUUGCGACUAUUGUGAGUACAAAACGAAUCAGAAAUAUAGCUUGACAAAACACAUUACUUUACGCCACUCACAAACAUCGAAAUCAAAGCUUCAAUGCGACAAGUGUUCGCGAAGUUACACCACGCUAAACAGUUUAACUCGACAUAAAUGUUUAGAGCAUUCAUGAGUCAACCCGCAAUUAUUAUUUUACGACUAUUGUGUCUAUCAAACGAAUCAGGAAUAUUUCUUGUCAAUACUCAUGACUUUACGCCGUCUAUAAUAAUCAUAACAUGACAUCAUUUCAUUAAAUGCUUGUGUAUUUUAAGUUACUUUAAUUCAAAUCGUAAUGUUCGAUUUCAAAUUAUUAGUGUUCCGAAUGAGUAAAUUUACUGUCCUUCGAAGUCGAAAUAAAUUAAUUUUCUUAAAUUUUUUUCUGAUUUACUUGUGUAUUAGUGUGCUGCUACUUAAUCAUAAAAUAGACAAGUAUUUGCCGUUUUAAUGUCAUCAGUAAUAGUAUAUUGUGUUACGAGAGAGCAAUGGCCCCUUUGACAGCGAACGCGGCUGUCAAAGGGUUGCUGUGAUAUGCUGAGUCUUUCUUUUUUACUGGUUGAAGGUGUUCAUUAGGGUGGUCUAAAAAUGCAUGCCAAAAUUUUAUUCCAAAUCCGAAAAAAGAAAUUCCCUAAUUUUUUAUUUUUUUAUUAUACAGGUGCCAGUUUUGACAUAAGUUUCUCAUGUAAAAUGCAUGGGGAAAAAUUUCUUUUUGGAGUUUUUAGAAUAAUUUUUUAGGGUUUGAAAAAAUGUGAUGGGAAAGUAUG
Messenger RNA from Belonocnema kinseyi, 1630 nucleotides. Its product is annotated as zinc finger protein 37 homolog. Gene Ontology annotation, cellular component: nucleus. Lineage: Eukaryota; Metazoa; Arthropoda; Insecta; Hymenoptera; Cynipidae. The transcript has 3 exons. The coding region runs from base 1 to 1002 and encodes 333 amino acids. Gene Ontology annotation, biological process: regulation of transcription by RNA polymerase II. The record is from RefSeq and is a predicted model, not a curated record. Gene Ontology annotation, molecular function: DNA-binding transcription factor activity, RNA polymerase II-specific; RNA polymerase II transcription regulatory region sequence-specific DNA binding.